Messenger RNA from Sceloporus undulatus (fence lizard), 1279 nucleotides. It is a transcript of the gene STEEP1, whose product is annotated as STING1 ER exit protein 1. The transcript is spliced from 7 exons. The record is from RefSeq and is a predicted model, not a curated record. NCBI's taxonomy places the organism in Eukaryota, Metazoa, Chordata, Lepidosauria, Squamata, Phrynosomatidae. Bases 220 to 888 code for a protein of 222 amino acids.
UGAUCCUUUUUUAAUAUCGUUCAUAGUUUAAUUCUGCUUUAAUGGUCACUUUUGUAUCCUUUCAAUGGAACCGUGCUUUUAAAUUGUGAGCCACUUUGGCUUGGAAGCCCAACCGGGGCGAGGCCUGCUGCCUGGGCGGAGCACCGCCCUCCCUUGAGAAGGCAGCCGAGGGAGUCGCUCAGAGCCCGGCUGCCUUCCUUCUCCUCCGCGGCAGCCGCCAUGCCGAAGGUGGUCUCCCGCUCCGUGGUCUGCUCCGACACGCGGGACCGCGAGGAGUACGACGACGGAGAGAAGCCUCUACACGUGUAUUACUGCUUGUGUGGACAGAUGGUGCUGGUCCUGGACUGCCAGCUGGAGAAGCUGCCCAUGAGACCCCGAGACAGAGCCCGGGUGAUUGAUGCUGCCAAACACGCACACAAAUUCUGUAACACUGAGGAAGAAGAAAAUGUUUAUCUACGCAGGCCAGAAGGCAUUGAACGGCAAUACAGGAAAAAGUGUGGAAAGUGUGGACUGCUUCUGUUUUACCAGCACCAACAGAAGAACGCCCCAGUUACCUUCAUUGUAGAUGGUGCUGUUGUCAAAUUUGGGCAAGGCUUUGGCAAAACAAACAUCUAUACCCAGAAGCAAGAGCCACCCAAGAAGGUGAUGAUGACAAAACGGACAAAGGACAUGGGCAAAUUCAGUUCAGUCACCGUCUCCACCAUUGAUGAAGAGGAGGAAGAGAUUGAAGCGCGAGAAAUUGCAGAUUCAUAUGCACAGAAUGCCAAAGUGAUUGAGAAGCAGCUAGAACGGAAGGGCAUGAGCAAAAGAAGACUACAGGAGCUGGCUGAACUGGAAGCAAAGAAGGCCAAAAUGAAAGGCACCCUAAUUGACAACCAAUUCAAAUAAGGAAAAACACAGCCAAGUUUGAAAGUAUCAUUUCUGGAAAAGAGCACAGUCCUAUUUGGUAUGCCUUGUGAAAUCCAGAUCCAUCCAUUGCAAGAUGCUUUGUUGUCUUAGUCGAUCGGACUGUUCCAUUCUGUUUAGAAAUUUUGUAAUUUUUGUGUCAUGUUUUUAACAUCUUCUAAAACCUUUUUGAGUCUAAGAAGUAUAGUUUGCUGUAUUUCACAAGAACCAGUCCACCUGGUGGCAAGUCCAAGGGGGCAUUAGCUUCAGUCAUGCUGAGUUCCUUACUUGUAUAUUUUCAUAUGUACAUAAAAUUGUAGACAUGUGUAAAAUUUGUAUUGACAGGGCAGAAACAAACAGUACAGAAAAUAAAUCCCUGGGAAGGUUGGUUUAA